Messenger RNA from Amaranthus tricolor (Joseph's coat), 1639 nucleotides. RefSeq names its product anthranilate N-benzoyltransferase protein 2-like. Gene Ontology annotation, molecular function: acyltransferase activity, transferring groups other than amino-acyl groups. The transcript is spliced from 2 exons. The coding region runs from base 74 to 1396 and encodes 440 amino acids. The record is from RefSeq and is a predicted model, not a curated record. NCBI's taxonomy places the organism in Eukaryota, Viridiplantae, Streptophyta, Magnoliopsida, Caryophyllales, Amaranthaceae.
UCAAACUUAGAAAUACAAAUAUACUCCAUUCAUCACAAGAAAAUAAAAAUUUGUCUCAAAACAAAAGACAACAAUGAGUAUUGAAGUGAAGGAAUCCAUGAUGGUAACCCCAUCAAAGGAGACUCCCAAAGGGAGGCUUUGGCUAUCAAAACUAGACAUGAUUAUUCGCACUCCUUACUCUCAUACUCAAGUUCUUUUCGUCUACCAUCAUCCAAACACAAAAACCAAUUUUUUUGACACAAAAACAAUGAAAGAAGCUCUUAGUGAAGCUUUAGUCUAUUUUUAUCCAAUGGCCGGAAGACUAACAUUUAACGACGAAAACGGUCGUUAUGAAAUCGAUUGUAACGCUGAAGGGGCAAUGUUUGUCGUGGCCGAAGCCUCGCAAACACUUGCGGAAUUCGGCAAGGAUUACUCGAACCCUGAGUCGCAACUUGGAAAGCUGAUGUUCCCGAGUUGCGACUAUUCGAAAGGGUUGUCAUCGUUCCCUUUGUUGUUAGUUCAACUUACUAGGUUUAAGUGUGGGAGUGUAUGUCUUGGGUUUGCACAACAUCACCAUGUUGCGGAUGGGGUUUCUCAUUUACAUUUUAUAAAAUCAUGGGGAAGGCUUGUUAGAGGACUUGAGCUUGAUGUUGUUCCGGUUCAUGAUAGGCUUUCUUAUCUUGCACCACGUGAUCCUCCUAAAGUUACUUUUCAUCAUUUGGAGUAUGAGCCCCCUUUGCCUCCAACUUCUUUUUCAGGUCCAAUGGGAACACCAAUUGAGGGCACCUUCAAACUGACAAAAUCCCAAGUAAAUGCAUUAAAAGAAGAAGCAAUGAAAUCAGUCGAAAAAUCAACAAAUUACAAGCUAAGUACAUUCGUGGUUCAAGCUGCACACAUAUGGCGGUGCGCAACCAAAGCUCGUGGAUUAGCCGACGAUGAAGAUGUGAAGCUUCUCAUCACCGUCGAUGGCAGAUCACGAUUGAAAACACUACCAGACGGUUACUGUGGAAACGUAUAUUUUCUCGCCGCUUGCUUAGACAAAGCAGGAAAUGUCUCCAACAAUUCAUUGUCAUAUUCUGCGAUCAAGAUUUACGAAACACUUAAAAGGAUGAACGAUACAGAGUACAUGAAAUCGGCGAUUGAUUAUGUUGAAUCGUAUCCAGAUCUUAAAGGUCUUCUUCGAGGUCCGGCGACUACUGUGUGUCCGAAUUUGAGGAUUAAUUCUUGGGUAAGGCUUCCGACUCAUGAAGCUGAUUUUGGAUGGGGAAAACCUAAUUUUGUCGGUGCAAUUGGGAUUAAAUGUGAAGGACAAACCAAAAUUAUGCAAAAUGCUGAUGAGGAUGGUAGUGUUUUGGUUGCUAUUAAACUGUUUCCAUCACAUAUGGAACUUUUUAAGAAGUAUUUGUAUAACUUCUAAUGAUUUUUCCAACUAAACCUGCAUGGUUUAUACUUCCUUUCGUAUUAUUUGAAUUAAGAAUUUGACAUUAUCAUAAAGAAUUAUGAAUUGGGGUUUGUUUUGUUUAGGCUUUUGUUGAAGUGGGAGUGUUACCAAUUACCAUUCAUUGUGGCUUAUUUUUGUAAUCGAGCUCAAGAGGCUUCUAGUCAUGUGUACGUGUUAUUUGCAUUGAUUUUUAAUCUUCAAUCUUUCAAUAAAACAAAA